Messenger RNA from Ambispora leptoticha, 555 nucleotides. Lineage: Eukaryota; Fungi; Glomeromycota; Glomeromycetes; Archaeosporales; Ambisporaceae. The record is from the annotation of a GenBank genome assembly.
AUGAGACCCGAGCAAAACUACGAAAUCUAUAUAGAAUCCGAACACGAAUACGAAGAAUCCGACAAUGAUUACAUGGAAGGUGACACUCUUUUUGACAGUUGUAGCGAAAUCUUCGACGAUGUUUACAACUCAGAAGUUGAACAAAAAGCUUACGAGGAAGAAACAUAUAAAGAGCUUUGUGACGGCUUCACCAAGGAGAACACACCACCUGAAUUUUUCCAAAAUCUACGAGAACGAGUUAACCCGAUUCUCGAUCUCAAGAAACAAUUACGGAUUCUAACAUAUAAGAUCGACAAUAACGAGCGAUUUACCACCUGUCAACUUUUAGAACAAGAAUUAAAGAUGCAUCAUAGUUUUGAAGUCGCUUUUCCCGGUGAUAUUGAUGAUCACCCGGAUAAAGAGUGGAAAGUAUUUAGUGAUUAUUUGGAUGAUGUGAGAUUAGCGGUCGAGGAUUUGUGCUCAUUGUUGAAUUAUGGUCAGCUGUGCUGGCAUUCGCAUUGGCCUCAUAUAACUCCAUUGGAACAUGAAGACGAAAAGAUUGAAUUUGAAGAAUAG